AUGGACUAUCGAUGUUCGAACACCACCGUCCACGCCGCAUUGCACCAAUCUGGUGGGGGCAACCGGACGAGCAAUGUUGAGGUUAGAAGCGCAGUUUUGGAUAUUCGCGGUAGUCCAUUGGAACAAAUGGUCAAACCCGAUAGACUGCGUUGGUUGGGGAAUAUUCUGCGCAUGUCGCCAAGUGGAUUGCUUCGGUACACGAUGCUUGCCGAUCUUUCGCCACCGAUCAAUGUGAAUACGAAAUGCGAGUCAGGCAAUACGGCGUUACACGUGGCCGUAUCACAGAACAAUGUGGAAAUUGCCAAACUGUUGCUUGAGACCGGUGGUGCGACAGUAGAUGUGGUAAAUUCAAUCGGGAACGGAGCCACCCCGUUGCAUAUGGCUGCAAUGUUUGGCAUCUGA
Molecule: messenger RNA, 402 nt
Organism: Echinostoma caproni
Lineage: Eukaryota; Metazoa; Platyhelminthes; Trematoda; Plagiorchiida; Echinostomatidae
Source: the annotation of a GenBank genome assembly